AUGGACGGGGUAUCCGGCAAUGCCUCCGGCAGCGGCGCAUCGACGUGCUGCUACUACGCGCUCCUCGGCAUCCGCAAGAACGCCUCCGCCACCGACAUACGCACUGCUUACCGGAGGCUCGCGAUGAAGUGGCACCCGGACCGGUGGGCCAGCGACCCCGGCGCGGCCGGCGAGGUCAAGCGCCGGUUCCAGCGGAUCCAGGAGGCAUACUCCGGUAAGGCCUACGUGUUUGGUUAUGCUUGGAUUUCACGAGAUUUGAUCGAAUUGCUUGUUUGGUUGGCGCAGUUCUGUCGGACAAGGGAAGAAGGCCAUGUACGACGCCGGGCUCUUCGAUCCCUCGACGACGACGACCAGGAUUUCUCCGACUUCAUGCAGGAGAUGCUGGUGAUGAUGGAUAACGUGAAAAACGAGAAGCCGGACACGCUGGAGGACCUGCAGAAGAUGCUGGAGGACAUCGUGAACGGCGACGGCGGGGGCGGCGUAGGCGGGCGCGCGCCGCCGGAUGGUGCCCGGCGGACGCGCGUCGCGCCCUACCCGCAGCCGGAGCAGGCGCGCAGGUGA
Messenger RNA from Miscanthus lutarioriparius, 561 nucleotides. NCBI's taxonomy places the organism in Eukaryota, Viridiplantae, Streptophyta, Magnoliopsida, Poales, Poaceae. The record is from the annotation of a GenBank genome assembly.